AUGACAACACUUCCGCAGUACGAACCUUCAAGACAGCUACCGCAAGACGUCCAGAACAAUGAGCGCUACAUAUCGCCAUCUUCCAGCCCUGGCGAAAACGGAAAGAGAUCAUUGGAUCUGGUACAACGUCUAGAGAAGAAGUUGGCCGCGUACAAUGCAUCCCAGAAUGUUUUCAAGAGGUGGCUUUUUGAAUUAGCCAGCUGGCUAAUAAGCGCGGUGUGCAUGGGCGCGGUCAUCGGAAUCUAUAUCACCGUCAGCGGCCAGGAGAUGACCAAGAGCGAGCAGUCCCUCACGGUGGCCAACACACUAGGAAAGAUAGCAUCCGCUGCACUCAUCGUGCCGACCUCGGAAGCACUUGGACAGCUCAAAUGGAAUUGGUUUCAUAAAUCGAACGCUAUGUGGGAUUUCGAAAUCUUCGACAAGGCCUCACGAGGUGCAUGGGGCGCUACGCUGCUCCUCUUUCGAACAAAAGGACGGUCGCUGGCUGCCCUAGGAGCCCUACUAAUUGUGUUGCUGCUUGCUAUCGACACUUUUUUCCAGCAAGUGGUCACAUUCCCGGAUCGUUGGGCCCUGCAAACGGCACCAAGCUCCAUUCCCAUCGUCAAGACGUAUAGUCCGUAUUUUUCCAAAUACUUCAUCAAGGGUGAUGAGAUAGCCAUGUACGAUGAGGUCACCUCCCCCGUCAUCAAAAGCUACUUUUACGGAAACGGAUCGAUACCCGUUCCGUUCGGAAGUGGAUUCCGCCCGGAUAUACCGCUUUCCUGUCCUUCUAGCAAAUGCACUUGGCCUACUUACGAUACCCUUGCGACGUGCAGCAGCUGCGUGGAUGUUUCUCACGAUCUAAACAUCACGUAUGCCUGUCUGAAUACCACAAUUGAUUGGAGUGUCAAAUGGGAGGGCCCACUAGCAGAUGUACCAUACCCGGUCGGGAACGUUUGCGGUCAUUUCCUCAACCUUACGUCGGCUACGCCGAUACUUCUCUCAGGUCAUGUCGUGAGCGAAAACGGCACCACGAACUCAACUGAUGAGGUCUUGCUGGUGCGCACGAUUCCUCUGUCUGACAUGAACACGAAAGAACCCUAUUACGGCACUGGCUCCUUCGCAUUCAAAGACAUUCGCUAUCCCGUCAGUAUCAUCCUUAUCACCGACGGUCUCGUCGCAUCAGCAUCGAACGGGAUCGAUAGUGUAUACGGUCGCGAGCCUCCUGUGGUGCACGAGUGCAUGUUGUCUUGGUGCGUUCAGCGAGUAAGAUCAUCGUACGAGUGGGGCCUAUACAGCCAAACUACCGAGUCAACAUUCCUCAACAUUGCGACUGAUACUGUCCCUUGGCCAUGGAUAGUCGACGGCAACUGGUAUGAGUAUUCGCCAAACAUCACUCUCGAAGCGCCAGCCGUGGAUUAUCCUGAUACCAACAACACUUAUUCUGUGUGGAACGAGACAGCUUUCCAGAUCAUGGUCAUCUGGGACGAUUUCUUCCCGUCAUCCUACACGGCUGCGGGUAGGGGCUCAAAACCUAUAUUGAGGUUUAAAGAAUACCCUGACGGACCCGCUACUCGCUUCAUGGACUUCAAUCCCUGGCUAGCGCCAAGCAACGUUACGCGCCACAUGGAACGACUGGCAUCAUCCCUCACGAACGUUAUGCGGUCGAACACGAAGACUACUGAAGCGCUCCUCGGUGAGGCAUACGAUCGAGAGAAGUUCGUCCGCAUCAACUGGCCAUGGCUCAUAUUUCCGUUGCUUCUCCUACUACUGAGUUUGGUAUUCUUGGUCGCUACCAUCAUCAAAACGUCGAAUGAUACCGAGACGGGGGUUUGGAAGACUUCAGCCCUGCCUACGUUGAUCUACGGUCUACCACAAGAUGUGCGGAAGGAUAGCAUCUCGACCACAAGCUCGGAAAGCGCAUCGCCUCACGAUCCCCGCAAGGUUAGAAUUAGACUCUUGCCAAAGCAGGGCUGGAGAGUGUCGGGACAGGUGCACCCCGCAUCGACAGCUCCACCUGGCUUCAUAUAA
Messenger RNA from Alternaria triticimaculans, 2010 nucleotides. RefSeq lists its product as uncharacterized. NCBI's taxonomy places the organism in Eukaryota, Fungi, Ascomycota, Dothideomycetes, Pleosporales, Pleosporaceae. The record is from RefSeq and is a predicted model, not a curated record. The coding region runs from base 1 to 2010 and encodes 669 amino acids. The transcript has 3 exons.